Acanthosepion pharaonis is the source of this 3453-nucleotide messenger RNA. Lineage: Eukaryota; Metazoa; Mollusca; Cephalopoda; Sepiida; Sepiidae. The record is from the annotation of a GenBank genome assembly.
AUGACAAAAGACGGAGCAAAGAUCCAGAUGACAAAGACGAGCAAAGAUCCAGAUGACAAAAGACGGAGCAAAGAUCCAGAUGACAAAAAUGACAAAAGACGGAGCAAAGAUCCAGAUGACAAAAGACGGAGCAAUGAUCCAGAUGACAAAAGACGGAGCAAAGAUCCAGAUGACAAAAGACGGAGCAAAGAUCCAGAUGACAAAAGACGGAGCAAAGAUCCAGAUGACAAAAGACGGAGUAAAGAUCCAGAUGACAAAAGACGCAGCAAAGAUCCAGAUGACAAAAUUUCUUGCUUGUUUUUUUCUCUUUCUUCUUUUUCUUCUCUUUUUCUUUCUUCUUUUCUUCCUUCUCUUUCACUUUAUUCUUCUUUUCCUUCUCUUGCUCUUCUUUCUUCUAUUUCUCUCCUUUUUCUUUUUCUUCUUUUUCUUUCUCUUCUUUUUUUCUUCCUCUUUCUUUUUUUUCUUCUUCUGUCCUUUCUCUUUUUUCUUCUUUUCUUUAUCUUUCUUCUCUUCUGUCUCUCCCUCUUUCUUCUUCUUUUCCUUCUAUUUCUCUUUCUUAUUCUCUCUUUUCUCUUUCUUCUUUUUCUCUUUCUCUUCCUUUUUUCCUUCCUCUUCUUUUUCUUCUUCUCUCCUUGCUCUUUCUUUCUUCUUCUCUUUCUCUUCCUUUUUUCCUUCCUCUUCUUUUUCUUCUUCUCUCCUUACUCUUUCUUCUUUUUCUCUUUCUCUUCCUUUUUUCCUUCCUCUUCUUUUUCUUCUUCUCUCCUUUCUCUUUUUCUUCUUCUCUUUAUCUUUCUUCUCUUCUGUCUCUAUCUCUAUUUCUUCUUCUCUUCCUUCUAUUUCUCUUUCUUCUUCUCUCUUUUUUCUUUCUUCUUUUUAUCUUUCCCUUCCUUUUUUCCUUCCUCGUUCUUCUUUUUCUUCUUCCCUCCUUUCUCUUUUUUCUUCUUCUCUUUAUCUUUCUUCUCUCCUUUCUCUUUUUUCUUCUUCUCUUUAUCUUUCUUCUCUCCUUUCUCUUUUUUCUUCUUCUCUUUAUCUUUCUUUUUUCCUUCCUCUUCUUUUUCUUCUUCUCUCCUUUCUCUUUCUUCUUUUUCUCCUUCUCUUCCUUUUUCUUUCCUCUUUCUUCUUUUUCUUCUUCUCUCCUUUCUCUUUUUUCUUCUUCCCUUUAUCUUUCUUCUCUUCUCUCUCUCUCUUUUUUCUUCUCUUCCUUCUAUUUCUCUUUCUUCUUCUCUCCUUUUUCUUUUUUCUUUUUAUCUAUCCCUUCCUUUUUUCCUUCCUCUUUCUUCUUUUUCUUCUUCCCUCCUUUCUCUUUUUUCUUCUUCUCUUUAUCUUUCUUCUCUCCUUUCUCUUUUUUCUUCUUCUCUUUAUCUUUCUUUUCUUCUGUCUCUCCCUCUUUCUUCUUCUCUUCCUUCUAUUUCUCUCCUUUCUCUUUCUUCUUCUUCUCUUUCUCUUGCUUUUUUCCUUCCUCUUCUUUUUCUUCUUCUCUCCUUUCUCUUUCUUCUUUUUCUCUUUCUCUUCCUUUUUCCCUUCCUCUUUCUUCUUUUCUUCUUCUCUCCUUUCUCUUUCUUUCUUCUUCUCUUUAUCUUUCUACUCUUCUGUCUCUCCCUCUUUCUUCUUCUCUUCCUUCUAUUUCUCUUCCUUCUUCUCUCUUUUCUCUUUCUUCUUUUUCUCUUUCUCUUCCUUUUUUCCUUCCUCUUCUUUUUCUUCUUCUCUCCUUUCUCUUUUUUUCUUCCUCUCUUUAUCUUUCUUCUCUUCUGUCUCUCUCUCUUUGUUCUUUUCUUCCUUCUCAUUCUUUUUUCUUCUUUCUCUUUUUCCUUUUCUUCUUUCUCUUUUUGGUUUUUUUUUUGGCAUUUUUUUUUAGUCACAUGUCUUUCUUCUCUUUCAUCAUCAUCUUGUUUUCAUCUUCUUUUCUUUCUUCAUCUUCUUUUCUUCAUCUUUUUCUCUUUCAUCAUCAUCUUUUCUUCAUCUUUUUCUCUUUCAUCAUCUACUUCUCUUCAUCUUCUUUUCUUUCUUCAUCAUGUUUUCUUCAUCUCUUUCAUCAUCAUCUUCUCUUUCUUCAUCUUUUUUCUUCAUCUUCUCUUUCAUCAUAAUCUUUUCUGCAUCUUUUUCUCUUUCAUCAUCUUCUCUUCAUCUUCUUCUCUUUCUUUAUCAACUUUUCUUCAUCUUCUUUUCUUCAUCUUCUCUUUCUUCAUCUUCUUUUCUUCAUCAUCUUCUCUUUCUUCAUCUUCAUUUUUUCAUCUUCUCUUUCUUCAUCUUCUCUUUCCUCAUCUUCUUUUCUUCAUCUUCUUCUCUUUCAUCAUCAACUUUUCUUCAUCUUCUCUUUCUUUAUCAACUUUUCUUCAUCUUCUUUUCUUCAUCUUCUCUUUCUUCAUCUUCUUUUCUUCAUCAUCUUCUCUUUCUUCAUCUUCAUUUUUUCAUCUUCUCUUUCUUCAUCUUCUCUUUCCUCAUCUUCUUUUCUUCAUCUUCUUCUCUUUCAUCAUCAACUUUUCUUCAUCUUCUCUUUCUUUAUCAACUUUUCUUCAUCUUCUUUUCUUCAUCUUCUCUUUCUUCAUCUUCUUUUCUUCAUCAUCUUCUCUUUCUUUAUCAACUUUUCUUCAUCUUCUUUUCUUCAUCUUCUCUUUCUUCAUCUUCUUUUCUUCAUCAUCUUCUCUUUCUUCAUCUUCUUUUCUUCAUCUUCGCUUUCUUCAUCUUCUCUUUCUUCAUCUUCUUCUCUUUCUUCUUCAUCUUUUCUUCAUCAUCUUCUCUUUCUUCAUCUUUUCUUCAUCAUCUUCUCUUUCUUCAUCUUCUUUUCUUCAUCAUCUUUUCUUCAUCUUCUCUUUCUUCAUCUUCUUUUCUUCAUCUUCUUUUCUUCAUCUUCUUUUUCUUCAUCUUCUCUUUCUUUUCUUCAUCUUCUUUUCUUCAUCUUCUCUUUCUUCAUCUUCUUUUCUUCAUCAUCUUCUCUUUCUUUAUCAACUUUUCUUCAUCUUCUUUUCUUCAUCUUCUCUUUCUUCAUCUUCUUUUCUUCAUCAUCUUCUCUUUCUUCAUCUUCUUUUCUUCAUCUUCGCUUUCUUCAUCUUCUCUUUCUUCAUCUUCUUCUCUUUCUUCUUCAUCUUUUCUUCAUCAUCUUCUCUUUCUUCAUCUUUUCUUCAUCAUCUUCUCUUUCUUCAUCUUCUUUUCUUCAUCAUCUUUUCUUCAUCUUCUCUUUCUUCAUCUUCUUUUCUUCAUCUUCUUUUCUUCAUCUUCUUUUUCUUCAUCUUCUCUUUCUUUUCUUCAUCUUCUUUUCUUCAUCUUCUCUUUCUUCAUCUUCUUUUCUUCACCUUCUUCUCUUUCUUCAUCUUCCUUUUCCCAACAUUAUUUGCUUCAUCGUCAUUUUUCUUUUCUUUCUUUAUCUCAAUGUUUUCUUACCCCUCUUCUUUUUCUUCUUUUUCCUACAUGACAUCCUCCCUCAUCCUUCUCUAUCUCAAUAAUCCAUCCAAUUAA